Molecule: messenger RNA, 1869 nt
Organism: Knipowitschia caucasica
Lineage: Eukaryota; Metazoa; Chordata; Actinopteri; Gobiiformes; Gobiidae
Source: the annotation of a GenBank genome assembly
AUGAAUGAAGAGCAGGAGGGUGGAGAGCUGGAUGGAGGUGGUGCGGAGUGUCUACACCCAGUAAGAUCAUCAGCAGCUUACAGAGAUCUGAUAGCUCUGGUUUUCACUAACUACGGCACGGAACAGAGCAAGAACCCCACAAACUCCUUCAAGAACGUCUAUGUGUACCAUGAUCUCGACGAGCCCGGUACUUCCACCCCACUACGAAGUCUCAGAGGACGGGUGCAGGAGGUGGAUGCUCUGCGUGGGUCUAAAGGGGCGGAGCUGGCAGCUGAGACCAUGGGCAGUGGGGAGACCUCUCUGGGUGCCGCCUUGUGGUGUUGUGCCAAUCUGUACAGCGACAUCAAACUGCGGCUGUCCCACAAGCGCCUCAUGCUCUUCACCUGCAGAGACGACCCACACGGAGGGACAGUGCCAAGGACCGAACAAGCCCGCACCAAAGCCGGAGACCUCAAAGAGACCGGUGUCGUCAUUGACUUGAUGCAUUUGAUGAAGCCAGGAGGCUUUGAUGUCUCGCUGUUUUUCCGGGACGUCAUUAGUCCACCAGAGGACGAGAGCGAGCUGGGGUUGCAGCUGGAGCCUUGUGACAAACUGGACGAUCUCCAGAAGAGAGUGAGGGCGAAGGAGCAGAAGAAACGUGCCAUGGCCAGCUGUGUCUUGGGUGGCGAGGUCAAAAUAGCGGUGGGGGUUUAUGCUACUGCUGUUCAAGCUCGAAAACCUGGAGCCAUCAAACUGUACCAAAAAACCAACGAGCAAGUCCGCAGUAAGAGCCGCAUCUUCCACACGCAGACCGGGAGUCUCCUGCUGCCCAGUGAAAUAAAGAAGGCCCAGGUGUACGGGAAAAAGCAGAUUGUGCUUGAGAAAGACGAAGUGGACUCCUUGAAGAAGUUUGGCGAUCCCGAGUUGUACCUGAUGGGCUUCAAACCUAUGGAAAAGCUCAAAGUGCAUCACCACAUCCGCCCGUCCGUCUUCAUCUACCCAGAGGAGGGCGAAGUCAAAGGGAGCUCGUGUCUGUUCUCCGCUCUCCUGAAGAACCCCCCGCGCUUUGUGGCCCUAGUGCCCCAAGAGGAGGAGCUGGACCAGGGCCACGUCCAAGUCACACCUCCAGGAUUCAAUGUCAUCUAUUUGCCGUUUGCCGAUGACGUGCGGACCCUGGACCCCCCUCAGAGCCCGUGUGCCUCUCAAACUCAGGUGGAUAAGAUGAAGGAGAUCAUCACCAAACUUCGCUUCAAAUACAGGAGUGAUGCGUUUGAGAAUCCGGUCAUCCAGCAGCACUACAGAAAUCUGGAGGCUCUGGCUUUGGACAUGACUGCCCCGGAAGAAACGGAGGAUCUCAUCUUGCCUAAAGUGGACCAAAUGGACCAGCGCCUUGGCAUUCUCGCGGAUGAGUUCAGACAAAUGGUUUACCCAGACCACUACAAUCCAGACGCCAAACCAGGAGCAAAACGUAAAACUGAGACCAACGGCGGUGGAGCUGAGAAGAAACCCAAAGUCGAGGUUCCGGAGGACGAACUCCGAGCCCACGCCACGAAUGGGACCCUGGGAAAGCUAACCGUGCCUGUGCUGAAGGACGCAUGCAAACAGUUUGGGAUCCGCACCACAGGAACCAAGAAGCAGGACCUCUUUGGAUUCAGCACAACAGGUCUGAUCGAAAGCCGAGACAUGGAGUGCAAAUGUGACUCUGACGAUGCAGCUUCAGGAUGGCUGAGCAGUGGUAACCGCAGAUGGGGGCUCUCACUGGUGGUGGGGUAUGUCUUCUACAGAUUCUCCCAAACUCUCCCCGCUCUGAUCAGAUGGCGAAUCCGCCUCUUCUGCUCUUUAACUGGUAAGAAAGUCUCACCGAGGGUCCACGGUGACAAAUAUCUAUGA